CGGAUCUAAUUGGAACCCUAACUGUAUCAAAUGCUUUCUUUGCAACUUUCACUUCCUCCAAUCAAUAACGGGUUCUCUCAUUACAUCCCAAAACCUGUAUGUUUAUUCCAGGAUCGAUCUCGCAGCAGUAGCAGAAACCUCUCGAGAGCAUUCCCUUCUCUUCUCAAAUAUAUUUUCUGUGCAAGUACAACUCCAGCAGAUGUGGUAUUUAAAGAAGAAGAAGUGAAGGGAACAGACUCUGGUUCUGGAACUCCAGCAGCAGAGGCGACUUUGUUGCCAGAUGGGCUCCGGCCUGAAUUUAUGCCGAAUCAUGUUGCGGUGAUUAUGGAUGGAAACGUGAGGUGGGCGAGGCAGAAGAAUUUGCCUCCGUCUUUUGGUCAUGAAGCUGGUGUUAGGGCUUUGAGAGAGGUUACUGAGCUCUGUUGCAAAUGGGGGAUUAGUGUUCUCACUGUUUUCGCUUUCUCAACUGAAAACUGGAUUCGGCCCAAAGUGGAGGUUGAUUUUUUGAUGAACUUGUUCGAGAGGGUGAUAAAGGAAGAUCUGAAUAAUUAUAUGAGAGAAAAUAUUCGAAUAUCUGUAAUUGGUGAUUCCACGAAGCUCCCAGUGUCCCUGCAGAAACUGAUAAUUGAAGCUGAGGAGGUCACAAGGAACAACUCACGAUUCCAACUGAUUAUUGCAGUCAGCUAUAGUGGGCAGUACGACAUAGUUCAAGCAUGUAGAAGCAUUGCUGACAAAGUAAAUAAUGGUCUCAUCCAACCAAAUGACAUCAGUGAAGCUCUAAUCGAACAAGAAUUAGAAACAAACUGCACCGAUUUUCCCCACCCUGAUCUACUUAUCCGUACUAGUGGCGAACAAAGGGUCAGCAACUUCUUGCUAUGGCAGCUGGCCUAUACUGAACUUGUCUUUGUACAACCACUCUGGCCUGAUUUUGGAAAAGCUGAAUUUGUAGAUGCAGUAAGUUCAUAUCAGCAAAGGCGAAGACGUUAUGGAGGGCGUGAUUCAUAAGUCACAUGUAUAACAUAUGAGAAGGAAUGUGGAACCCGAAAGCCCAAGAUGUACUCACAAUGGUCUUCAUCAUUCAUGUUGUAAGCAUAAAUAACGGUGUACCUUGUAAAGCUUUCUGGUAGCUGAACCACGGUCCUUGCACUUCGCAGAAUGGAGGACCUCCAUUUCUGUUUUUAAAGUGCCUGCUUUAAUUUAAACUGUAGUUGGGAAUUUUCCAAAUGUGGAAUAGCAAUCUAUUUACAAGAUGCUUAAUCAUAAUUG
Telopea speciosissima is the source of this 1266-nucleotide messenger RNA. Its product is annotated as dehydrodolichyl diphosphate synthase 2-like. Lineage: Eukaryota; Viridiplantae; Streptophyta; Magnoliopsida; Proteales; Proteaceae. The transcript has 3 exons. Gene Ontology annotation, biological process: polyprenol biosynthetic process. The record is from RefSeq and is a predicted model, not a curated record. Bases 31 to 1005 code for a protein of 324 amino acids.